GCCUUGUGUUGUAGCUCCUGAGUCAUUUUGGAUUUGCUUUCCCCACUCAGACGUUUCCCACUUUGGAUUUGAAUUGCUAACCAUCGAGCAUCACGACCAUCUGUUUCACAUUGACCCCAGUCAGCAGCAGCCAUGGUGGACGCGGCGGCAGCAGAGCAGUUCCUGGAUGCCAACCCGCAGUUUGCGAAGCAGUACUACGACAUCAACUUCCGGCCUAAAGUAAUCUCAGACCUGCUGGACAACAACCGGAAGCCACAGAUGGACAUCAGCAAGUUCCACGACCUGACGACGGUGGAGGAGAGUGAGGUCCUCUUCGACCUGAUCCGGGACAUCCAGGACAACCUGCAGAUGGAGAAGUCUGUCUUCAACCUCAUGAGACACCUCAGCUUCAUGAUGAGGGCCGACCGCAUGAGCCUCUUCAUGUACCGACAGAGGAACGGAGUGGCCGAGCUGGCAACCAGGUUAUUUAAUGUGAAUAAAGAUUCACUGUUUGAUGACUGCCUGGUGCAGCCUGACAGCGAGAUUGUUUACCCGCUGGAUAUGGGCAUCGUGGGCCACGUGGCGUCCACCAAGAAGAUGGUCAACAUCGCUGACGUGUCCCAGAGUGCUAAUUACAGUGAAUUUGUGGACGAGCUGACCGAGUAUAAGACCAAGAGCGUCCUCGCCAUCCCCAUCAUGAACGGUAAAGACAUGGUGGCCGUCAUGAUGGCCCUCAACAAGCUGGAGGGACCGCAGUUCACUGUGAAGGAUGAAGAGAUCCUAAACAAGUAUCUGAACUUUGCCAACCUGCUCCUGAGAGUUUUCCACCUGAGCUACCUGCACAACUGUGAGACCAGGAGGGGACAGGUGCUGCUGUGGUCGGCCAGCAAGGUGUUUGAAGAGCUGACGGAUAUAGAGAGGCAGUUCCACAAGGCCUUGUACACUGUCAGAGCUUUCCUCAACUGUGACCGUUACUCUGUCGGUCUGCUGGACAUGACCAAGAACAAGGAGUUCUUCGACCUGUGGCCAGUUCUUAUGGGAGAAGUUCCACCAUAUGAUGGACCAAAAACUCCUGAUGGCAGGGAAAUAAUCUUCUACAAACUGAUCGACUACAUCCUCCAUGGCAAAGAGGACAUCAAAGUCAUAGCGACUCCCGCAGCCGAUCACUGGGCUCUGGUCAGCGGUUUACCAACCUACGUCGCAGAGACUGGACUGAUUUGUAACAUCAUGAAUGCACGUGAGGACGAUUUCUUCAAAUUCCAGAAAGAGCCUCUGGACAGCUCCGGCUGGACCAUUAAAAACGUUCUGUCUCUGCCGAUCGUCAACAAGAAAGAGGAGAUCGUGGGUGUGGCCACGUUCUAUAACAGGAAGGAUGGGAAACCCUUUGAUGAAAUGGACGAAACACUGAUGGAGUCUCUGACCCAGUUCCUGGGCUGGUCGGUGCUGAACACUGACACCUACGACAAAUUGAACAAGCUGGAGAACAGGAAGGACAUCUUCCAGGACAUGGUGAUGUACCACGUCAAGUGUCGCAAGGAUGAAAUCCAGCACGUUCUGAACACCAGGGAGCGAUGGGGGAAGGAACCGGAUCAGUGCGAGGAGGAGGAGCUCCAAGAGAUUCUGUCAGAGGUCCUGCCAGACUCUAAGAAAGCUGAGAUCUUCGAGUUCCACUUCUACGACUUUCAUCACACUGAACUGGACCUGGUCAAAUGUGCCAUCAAGAUGUACUAUGAACUGAAAGUGGUGGACAAGUUUCACAUUCCCAGAGAGGCCCUCGUGAGGUUCAUAUACUCGCUCAGUAAAGGCUACAGGAAGAUCACCUACCACAACUGGAGACACGGAUUCAACGUCGGACAGACCAUGUUCACCUUGCUGAUGACAGGCGAUCUGAAGCGUUACUUCACAGACCUGGAGUGUAUGGCCAUGGUGACGGCCGGCUUCUGCCACGAUAUUGACCACAGAGGAACCAACAACCUCUACCAGAUGAAGUCUGGUAAUCCUUUGGCGAAGCUUCAUGGCACCUCCAUCUUGGAAAGACACCAUCUGGAGUUUGGCAAGACUCUGCUGAGAGAUGAAACGUUGAACAUUUACCAGAAUCUGAACCGCCGUCAGCACGACACCGUCAUCCACCUCAUGGACAUCGCCAUCAUCGCCACUGACCUGGCUCUCUACUUCAAGAAAAGGACGAUGUUCCAGAAAAUUGUGGACCAGUCCAAGACUUACGAGAACUGGAACGACUGGACCAAGUACAUGAUGCUGGAGACGACGCGCAAAGAGAUUGUGAUGGCCAUGAUGAUGACUGCCUGUGACCUGUCCGCCAUCGCCAAACCGUGGGAGAUUCAGAGCAAGGUGGCGCUGUCUGUCGCUGCAGAGUUCUGGGAGCAGGGAGACCUGGAGAGGACGGUCCUGGAGCAGAUUCCCAUUCCGAUGAUGGACAGAACGAAAUCUGCUGAGCUGCCGAAGAUGCAGUGUGGCUUCAUCGACUUCGUUUGCGCUUUUGUGUACAAGGAGUUCAGUCGUUUCCAUAAGGAGAUCACCCCCAUGCUGGACCGCCUGUUGAACAACAGGAAGGAGUGGAACGCCAUGAAGGAGGUGCACGAGGCCAAAAUGGCUGCAAUCGAGGAGUCCAAGAAAUCCAAGGAGGAGGAUUCUCAGAAAGCUGCGCUGGCCAAACAAGCAGCUGCAGCCCAGUCACAAUCAAAGACUUGUAAUGUCAGCUAGAGAUGCUUCAACAGCACCAGGUUGCUUCAUGGUUGUGGUCCAGCGUUGAGUCCCCCCCCCACCACAAUUAUUUCUUCAAAUACAUUUUUGAGAUCUCCCCUGAAAGAUCCAGUUUACUGAGAACACAUCUCUCCCGUUACAACUGUCCCCUUAACUUGUGCACUGCUUCUUCCUGUCCGUCCUGUUCUGUAUUACUGGCUGCGUGUGCUGUCUGAACCCGAGAACACAUCAAGAAGUAAAUAUGGACCAAAGUGUUGCAGCUUUAUGAACAUUUAAGUGUUGAAUGUAGAAGCUUUUCUAAUACACCAACAAGAUAGUUUCCUGUUGUGUCACUGUUCAUACAAGCAUCUCCCUGCAAGUCUCUUUGCGCUGAUUGUAAUGCUGUGCUGCGUUGACUGACCCCCGCAGCUGCAGAAAUGUUACACUCAGUCUGUUGAGGAGCUAACGGAGCGAACACAUGCAAGAAUCAAUUGAACGUAUGUGAGGAUGGCCGGGCGGUUAUCCACAGAUGGAACCUUCACAGGACUUUAAUCUGUGUUUUAUCAACAUUUCUAAACGCUGGAGAUUAAAGUCAUGUGUACGUGCUCUGAGAUAACAGAAGCACACAUCUGGUCCUCUGCAGUCUGGAGAUGAGACGGACACUUUCUAACUUCAAGACGCAUGAGCACGAGCUGUAAAUGAAAUGAAAAUAAUAUCAUAAAAGAUACAAGACAGUCUACACACUGAGCCUCUGGGGGUAUUUAUAUGUAUGUUGCAUAAUGUCCUUACUUACUUUACUUUAUGAUGCAGAAGGAAACGGAUCACUAAUAACGUAGGUGAGCGUGCGUCCACAUAGUAAUAGUUAGUAUCUAAAUAUACCAGCGCUCACUGUGUGUGAUGCCCACUUCAUCAUGUCUGCGUCGUGUCCUUGAGUCCCCAGUACAAGUCUUUGUCCUGUAAAGUGUUGUUGUUCUGCAUUAAACACGCAUGUUUGUGACCAUCAAACGGUGUAUCUGUCAGCACUUUCUCUGCACUUUGGGUUCAGUCCCGAUCCAGCAAGCGUUUGAUUGACAGCAGCGUGCAGGAGCUGUGCAAGUGUUGUUCCAAUGUAUUGUAUAAAAAUAGUUUU
Messenger RNA from Cottoperca gobio, 3808 nucleotides. It is a transcript of the gene pde6a, whose product is annotated as phosphodiesterase 6A, cGMP-specific, rod, alpha. Gene Ontology annotation, molecular function: protein binding; 3',5'-cyclic-nucleotide phosphodiesterase activity. Bases 133 to 2700 code for a protein of 855 amino acids. The transcript is spliced from 23 exons. Gene Ontology annotation, biological process: signal transduction. NCBI's taxonomy places the organism in Eukaryota, Metazoa, Chordata, Actinopteri, Perciformes, Bovichtidae. The record is from RefSeq and is a predicted model, not a curated record.